AUGUAUUGUCUAUAUUGUAUUUUAUUUGGAAGACAUGCCCAAAAAGCAUGGGUUACAGAUGGAUUUCGUCAAUUUCAAAAUGGUACUAUAGCACUGAUUGCACAUGAAACAACAUCUGUACACGUAGAAGCCUCACUUAGUGUGAAAUUGAGAGAAUCCUGUAUGCCCAUACUUCCAAUAAUGGUGAAAGAAAGAAAGAAACAGGUAGCUUUCAAUCGAGAAAUAGUAAGACAACUUGUUGAGAUAAUUAAAUAUCUUGGAUAUCAUUCAUUGUCUUUUAGAGGACAUAGAGAACAGUGGUCUAACAUUAUAAAAGGAAAUUUUAAAGAUUUAGUUGUCCUUUUGUCCACUCAUUCGCCAGAAAUUUCACUUCACAUAUCAAAUCUCCAAUUAAAAGGAAGAAAAGAAUUAUCUUUUAUAUCUUGGAAUCAGCAAAAUUUACUUAUUAGCGCAAUAUCAGAGGAAAUAUGCACAAUCAUCAAAUCUGAAAUUAAACUUCAGCAUUGA
Messenger RNA from Acyrthosiphon pisum (pea aphid), 507 nucleotides. RefSeq lists its product as uncharacterized. The record is from RefSeq and is a predicted model, not a curated record. The coding region runs from base 1 to 507 and encodes 168 amino acids. The transcript has a single exon. NCBI's taxonomy places the organism in Eukaryota, Metazoa, Arthropoda, Insecta, Hemiptera, Aphididae.